AUCCAAGUUUUUUACCGUAUAUGCUCUGAAGCCACCUACCUACACAUGUGGGUUUCUCUCCAAGAGAAAUCUGGUGUUUUUUUAUAAGCCAAGGCCACUUUGCAUCGCAAUCCAUCCAUCAGCGACCUCCCCAACCACCCGAAAGCAAACUUUUUCUGGAAAAUGAAAGCCCUGUGCAAUUCUCGAUCGAACCUGUAUCCAACCCAAUCCCAGGCACCUAGAAGCCGCCGGAUGCUCCCUCCUAACACCUCACUUCGAUUCCCCCUUGCACCCGCACCACGGACUUGUUCAAUUAAAGCUGUCCUUGAUUCGGCUGCCACCCACGACCUAUUCGACAUCCGGAACCCCGCGCUCUCCACAUCCUAUCGGAAUCCGUCCUUUUCUGCGCCCAAUCGAACUGUUUUGGAGGCCCAGACAAAGGUCUGCACUGGACCGUCUCAGACCAGGCCGCUUAAUGUGGAACAAGCUUUCAAGGUCCUCGACACCAUUUUAAAGUCAGUUAAGGGAGAGCUCAAAGAUGAGGAGGAAGUAUCCAAUUCGCAACUUGGUGCAUUUUUUGCUGCAAUGACAAUUCGGGCAAAUGCUUUUCCUGAGCCAACCCAAUGGAGUGAGGGUGAAAGGAGAGCAAUGAACUAUUACUGGCCACACCUAGUGCGAGUACUUCCACCAGAUGUAAUCUUUUUAGCUGAUCCUGAAGGGUCGCUUAUGGGAGUUUGUAGUUCCCUAGGGCCCAGUUUUGUUGGUAAUGGGACUUCUGAGAUGAGGCUUGUGGGCGCUCUCAGGGAAAUUUUGGCUGGGGGUCAUCUGGGGUAUGAGGAGGUUCAGGGUGUUCUGAGAGAUGUUCUUCCAUUAAAUUCUGAGAGAGGUUCAACUGUGAAUGAAUCACUGUUUUCAGCGUUUUUGAUAGGCCAACGGAUGAAUAGGGAAACGGAUCGUGAGCUAAAAGCAUACUGCCUUGCAUUUGAUGAUGAGCAUGGUCCUGUGCCAGUCACUGAUGUUAGAUCAUUGACCCAUUAUGGUGAACCCUAUGAUGGAAACACGCGCUUCUUCAGGAGCACGCUUUUUGUUGCUGCAGUUAGAUCUUGUUAUGGUGAAUCUUGCCUGCUUCAUGGUGUUGAUUGGAUGCCUCCCAAGGGAGGCAUAACAGAAGAGCAAAUGCUGAAGUUUAUGGGUGCCAAUACACACUUAACUCCCUUGCAAGCAAAAUUUCUUCUUGAGGAUGAAGAUGCUGGUUUUGCGUAUGUAAGUCAACGAGAAGCUCAACCAUCAUUAUAUUCAUUAAUUCAGUUGAGAGAACAUAUAAAGAAACGCCCACCGCUGGCAACAACAGAAAAAGUUCAGCAAUUUGUACGGGCCAAGGGUAGGGAAGCUAUUGUUGCUGGAUUUUACCAUGAAGGCUAUGAAGAAUCGCUGUUGAUGCUGAUGAGAAGAAGGGGUGUUCACUCAGGCUUGGUUGUCAAGGGUGAGGAGGGUGCUCUUUCAAUGACUACAAGAUGGAAGUCGCCAAAUGCAUCCAAGGGGCUUCCUGUUAAUUACUGUUCAGGUUUCCGCUCGCUGGAUAUGUCUCCUGUUCAAGCAGUGGAUGGAGUCUCACGCGAGACCUUCAAUAUGGUUGUUGAUGCAAAGGAGUAUGGGUUUGAACCAUCUGACACUCCAAGAACUGACAGAUCCGUGUCUCGAAACAUAGAAAUAGGGUUGGCGGCUCUGCGAGGUGAGAAAGGUCCAGCAUAUGAUCGAAUCGUGUUGAAUGCUGGAGUGGUAGAUCAUUUACUGGGGUGUGAUGGUGCAGAAGAUGUAGCAUCAGCUCUGGAUAGAGCUAGAGAGGCCAUUGACAGCGGCAGGGCUCUCAAGAGGCUUUUAGGUUACAUAAACAAGUCCAAUAUGUACAAGUAAUGAUCCGAUGUGAUUUGAUCUGAUUCAUUCGAAACAAAAAGGUUUUGUACCACACUUGUGAUAGUAGUUACACACUGACGAACGGAAAAGGCUAAAAAGGCAGUUGUAGAAUAUGAACAAAACAAGCACAUUACAUCCAACUUGUCUGGUAAUUUGACUUGC
Andrographis paniculata is the source of this 2055-nucleotide messenger RNA. RefSeq lists its product as uncharacterized. The transcript has 10 exons. Gene Ontology annotation, biological process: GMP biosynthetic process. Gene Ontology annotation, cellular component: cytosol. The coding region runs from base 163 to 1893 and encodes 576 amino acids. NCBI's taxonomy places the organism in Eukaryota, Viridiplantae, Streptophyta, Magnoliopsida, Lamiales, Acanthaceae. The record is from RefSeq and is a predicted model, not a curated record. Gene Ontology annotation, molecular function: GMP synthase activity.